This is a messenger RNA of Aspergillus welwitschiae, 1059 nucleotides long. Its product is annotated as Fructosamine kinase-domain-containing protein. The transcript has 6 exons. The coding region runs from base 1 to 1059 and encodes 352 amino acids. NCBI's taxonomy places the organism in Eukaryota, Fungi, Ascomycota, Eurotiomycetes, Eurotiales, Aspergillaceae. The record is from RefSeq and is a predicted model, not a curated record.
AUGUGCUACUCCACUUCGACGGCGCUUAGCACUGACCUGCCACGAUGGACGCUGUUAGACGCCGGGUGGGAUGGCAUAUCAAAAUGUCCCUUCUUGUUUAGCUCAGCCUUGCUCUUGAAGACCGAACAUCCAGUUGUAGACUUCAGCAGAGAGGAUCCCGUCGAUCCGAGUGUGCUGGCAGAACUACCCAAGGGCAGCCGUGUCAUAUCCACCGAGGAGCAUGGCAUAAGCUUCUGGGGCACUACUGGCCGGAUCAACGUUGAAUUGGCUGAUGGAACACCCGUUUCAUUCUUCAUCAAGGCCGUGACGAAGGAAAGGGGCAAGAACAUGGUUUACGGGGAGGAUUGCCCAGAUACACACUUCUUCCUCUGCGGAUAUCGUGAUAUGGCUGCUGACAUGCCUGACCCGGAUAAAUCCGCUGCUCGGUUGGCUGCUCUUCAUAACAACAGCGCAUCUCCGACGGGGAAAUUUGGCUUCCAUGUGGUCACCCACAAUGGCAAUUUGCCACAAAUGACUGACUGGGAGGAUAGUUGGGAGAUAUUCUUUGCUAAGAGCAUGAGGCACGCUCUUGAUCUUGAGACUGCAGUCAAAGGCUGGGACCCAGAAUUGGAUUUCUUAGUUCCAGCGUUGUUUGAAAGGGUCAUACCGCGCCUACUCCGGCCACUUGAGAGCGAAGGAUGGUCAGUGAAGCCUUCGCUGAUCCAUGGUGACCUGUGGUACGCCAAUUCGGGCAUCGACACGGAGACAGGAGAGUCGCUUGUGUUUGAUGCAUGCUGCUUCUACGCCUACAAUGAAUGUGAGUUAGCAGGUUUCUAUGGUGAAGGCACUGAAGCUGACCGACGGGACACCAAUGAAGACGAAUUUGGGCAAUGGCGGCCGAUCUGUAACCGAUUCGGUGACGAAUACCUGGAGGCCUAUCGUUCCUAUGCUCAGAUUUUGCCACCGGAGGAGGAUUACGACGGGCAGCAGAUACUCAACGAUAUCCGAGAUUUGGUGGCCAGGUACGGGUCUGGAGUAGAAUAUGAGGCUUCAGAAGCGUCUGAAGGGCGAUCUCAGUGA